Molecule: messenger RNA, 1413 nt
Organism: Paramuricea clavata
Lineage: Eukaryota; Metazoa; Cnidaria; Anthozoa; Malacalcyonacea; Plexauridae
Source: the annotation of a GenBank genome assembly
AUGUCAUGUAGCAACGAAGUUCGCAUUCCAAGUAACUGGGCUUUUUUGGAGAAAGAAGUUCUCAAGGAACAGCCAGAUCCCGAACUUGUUGAUAUUGAUGGGCUUAUAAAAUGGGUCGUUGAAUGUGAGAUAGCCGAUGAAAAUAUGGUUCGAAAGUAUGUAAAAAUAGUAAGACCUUACUACUUUGCGCGCUUACUCUAUCCAAUUCUUCCCAACAAUCGUUUGUGUCGAGAAGCGUUUAAAAUAUUCCUACAUUUCGUUAUUGCCGUUUACCGUUGCGAUGACAGAAUGGAAACGGAAUGCGACCUAAACGACAUGGGGAAAAUUUGCAAUGCAUAUGACAAGUUAGAUGAACAACUAUGUGAAACGUUUCCAAAAAUUCCAACCGUGAAGGAAAUGCAGUCAUCGCUCAAGUUUCUGUCGGAAGCAAAGUUGAUAGCCCCGGUUACUUUGUGCAUGGAUUUUGUCAACAAAGUAACAUGCGCUAUACUGACGCACGGCAGCGUUUCGGAAGACGUAGUGUUUGAAUUCCGACGACGAUUAUCGAAUUCAGUAUCAAUCUACUUAAAAGCAGUGAAAUCCGAAAAGAAUAUGACACCAGAAGAUUCGGACAACGAAACUUUGUGGAGGCGUAUAUUUGGAGGUGGACCUCUGUUUUUGCUGCUGUAUGUAGAGAUAUCUUCAUUUUCAUUGGGAAAAACAAAGGAGUUUAUUCCAACGAUAACCGAGAUGUAUGUGGUCUCAUCCUUAUGCUGUAUUAUUACAAACGACGUGUACUCGUAUUAUCGAGAAACAACCGAAAGUUUGAUUUACUGCGACAGUAUAAUCAAGGUAUGGUUACACAACAAAGAAAUCACCACCAUACCAGAAGCCAUUGCUAGAAUCACCAAUAUUCUCAACGCAACUGUAAAGUACAUGUUUGAAAUGGGGAAGAACGUGAAAAUCCAAUAUCCUAACAGUCCAGAAGUCCACGCGCUCUUCGAAUAUAUUGCAUAUGCAACGAUUGGUUGGAUGUUCAUGCACGACCAGGGUAGCCACCGAUAUAGAGAUUCCCCAUGGAGAAUUUCCUUAGUUGACGUGAAAGAGAUAGACCUGCAACAAAAUAAGGAUUCGUACGGUGAAGACGUGCUGAAAACGUUCUUGGAAAUGUCAAAUUCGAAAGCCAAGAAAAUCAUUGAUGCCCUCCGAGGUGUUAUUGCAGUACGUGAAGACCUUAUUUAUGACAAUUGCUAACGUAUAAUACAUGCUUUUCCACAAUUGCUUUACAUUUAGGUACAUUUUCUUGACUUUGAAGGUUUGUUCAUUGUGAUAUGUCUAAUUAACCAGACGAAUUGGAAAAUAUGUGACGCUUUAAGUCUGUUGUUUAGCUGACCAUAAUUUUAAAAAGUGCAAAAUAAAGAUAUACAUGCAGUC